AUAAGCUUAAACUAAAAAAACUUAUUUGAAGAAAUUGUUUUCUUGAUAUUUUAUCAUGGCUUCACCAUUGGUCAAGACAUUAAUAAUAUGUUUUACGGCAUUAGUUUAUAUUAUUCAUUUAGUGUUUAACAGCUUAGCUGCUAAAGGCGAAACAAACUUAUUUCCAAUGAGUGCAUCCAACGUAUCCAGAACAUUUCAACUUGAAUUAACGCCAACUGGUGCAACAUUUACAAUAUGGGGAUUCAUUUUUGCGAUACAACUUUCUUGGAUUAUUUACUCUAUCACCAGAAUAUUCAAAAAAAAUAACACAAUUGAUAUGUUGUCAACAAAGUUUUAUCUUUGUUUCAUUGCAAACAUUUUGUUUAUCACCGUUUGGCUUUUCUCAUGGUCUCGCCGAAAAACAAUAGAAUGUCUUAUUUUUAUUAUUAUAGGGCAGCUAUGUCUUAAUGCUGCGUUUGCUCUUUCAUGCAUCGAUUUGAGAAACUAUUUAUUAGUUAAUAAAGGCAAUAUAAAAAGUUUUGAUAUUUGGUGCCAGCGAAUUCUCGUUCAAAAUGGUCUCUUGUUUUAUGCAACCUGGACUACUGUAGCUACAUUAAUAAAUGUUGCCAUAGUGCUUUCAUACAAUGUUAAAUUUUCUACUGUAACAUCAUCAUUAAUAUCAUUAUCAAUUCUUGGAGUUCUUGCUGCUUUUUGGUUUUAUCUAGAAAACUUUGUGUUUAGAAAAUACACAGAGUACACAGUAUCUGCGUAUAUAAGUCUAAUUUAUGCUUUGACGGGGGUUUUUUCUAACAUUUCAGGUAAAAAUGCAGCUGUGGCAGGAACGGUUUUGACUUUAUUGCUUUUAUCAAUUAUAUUUUUUAUAAUAAGAGUCUUAUUAAUAGUCUAUAAAAAAAAAAAAGUUUGUAAUAUAAAUAACACAAAUUAAUGAUAUUAUUGAUAUAAAUAAAGUUGUUAUUAAACAACAAUGUUAUAAAUUUGUAACCGCAAAACAACAUAACAUAGUUAAUACCUUCAUUUAAAAA
Hydra vulgaris (swiftwater hydra) is the source of this 1022-nucleotide messenger RNA. RefSeq lists its product as uncharacterized. NCBI's taxonomy places the organism in Eukaryota, Metazoa, Cnidaria, Hydrozoa, Anthoathecata, Hydridae. The record is from RefSeq and is a predicted model, not a curated record.